Messenger RNA from Cebus imitator (Panamanian white-faced capuchin), 1012 nucleotides. RefSeq names its product mitochondrial ribosomal protein L47 (gene MRPL47). The record is from RefSeq and is a predicted model, not a curated record. The transcript is spliced from 6 exons. Gene Ontology annotation, biological process: mitochondrial translation. The coding region runs from base 211 to 633 and encodes 140 amino acids. Lineage: Eukaryota; Metazoa; Chordata; Mammalia; Primates; Cebidae. Gene Ontology annotation, molecular function: structural constituent of ribosome. Gene Ontology annotation, cellular component: mitochondrial large ribosomal subunit; mitochondrial ribosome.
CGCGGUGUGCCUAGUUCUGCGAAAACAUGGCUGCCGCCGGUUUGGCACUUAUUUGCAGGCGAGUCUCAGCCGCCCUGAAGGCGUCCAGGUCGUUACUAACUCCGCAGGUCCCUGCCUGCACAGGGAGCAGCAUGGACCCGUCAGCAACUAAGGAACAAAAGUAAUGAAGAUUUACAUAAACUUUGGUAUGUCUUACUCAAGGAGAGGAACAUGCUUCUAACCCUAGAGCAGGAGGCCAAGCGGCAGAUAUUGCCAAUGCCAAGUCCAGAGAGGCUGGAGAAGGUAGUAGAGUCCAUGGAUGCUUUAGAUACCGUUGUCCAGGAAAGAGAAGAUGCCAUAAGGCUUCUUCAGACUGGUCAAGAAAGAGCUCGACCUGGUGCUUGGAGAAGAGACAUCUUUGGAAGAGUCAUCUGGCACAAGUUCAAGCCGUGGCCUAUACCUUGGCACCUAAAUAAAAGAUACAAUAGGAAACGAUUCUUCGCAAUGCCUUAUGUGGACCGUUUUCUCAGACUGGAACGUGAGAAACGAGCCCGCAUCAAAGCACGGAAGGAAAAUUUAGAGAAGAAGAAAUCAAAAAUUCUUCUAAAGAAGUUUCCACAUCUCGCGGAAGCCCAGAAAUCAAGUCCUGUCUAGGAUGUCUGAACUCUUAAAUUUACCAUUUUGUUUUUCUUGCAUAAGUCUGUGUAUAAUAGUAAAUAAAUAUGUUAAGUGGUUUAUAAAGAAAUUCUGUUUUUAGUCAAGUAAGUGACUUCACUGAUUAGUUGUUCUAAGUGUUAAUAUGGCAUGCUAAUUAGCUAAUUUGGUAGAAGCUAAUUUAUUUUCUAAAAAUCAAGUAUAAAGUUCAGAUUAAAUUCCCAGUUUAUAAUUUCUGACAUUUAAGCAGGCUUUAAUGUCACCUGCAUAACUGCCACACCAAAGGCAAUACUGUAGUUUCUGAACUUGGGUAACUAUUGUUAAUAGGAUAUGAAGAGGAUGUGGGUACUGCUGUUAAUAAACAGUACUUUGAUUCAAA